UUCCGCCGUCAUGUGACUCGACACUGCCUCUUCAGUCAGGAGCCGCUCUGUCUUCUUGCGGCUUCAAGGAUCUCGGAAGUAAAUAGUUUAAAGAAAAUCAAAAUGAGCAUAAGCUUGGACAUCCGGCUUAAGAGGGCAAACAAAGUCUAUCACGAAGGGGAGGCUGUUUCGGGGGUGGUGGUGGUGAUGAGUAAAGACUCUGUUCAGCACCAGGGCCUCUCCCUCACCAUGGAGGGAACUGUGAACCUGCAGCUCAGCUCCAAGAGCGUUGGCGUGUUUGAGGCCUUCUACAACUCCGUCAAGCCCAUUACGCUCAUCAGCAGUAACAUAGAGGUGGUGAAACCAGGAAAGUUCCCCGGAGGCAAGACGGAAAUUCCCUUCGAGUUCCCGCUGCACGUGAAGGGGAGCAAAGUGCUCUACGAGACGUACCACGGCGUGUUCGUGAAUAUUCAGUACACCCUGCGAUGUGAUAUGAAGAGAUCCCUGCUGGCCAAGGACCUGAGCAAGACCUGCGAGUUCAUGGUGCACUCCCUGCCACAAAAGGGGAAGCUGGCGCCCAGUCCAGUGGAGUUCUCCAUCACUCCAGACACCCUGCAGAACGUGCGAGAGAGGAGCUCCCUACCGAAGUUUCUCAUUCGGGGUCACCUUCACGCGACCACCUGUAUCCUCAGCCAGCCCCUGAGUGGAGAGCUGGUGGUGGAGAGCUCAGAAGUGCCGAUCAAGAGCAUCGAGCUGCAGCUGGUUCGAGUGGAGACCUGCGGGUGCGCGGAGGGCUAUGCCAGAGACGCCACUGAGAUUCAGAAUAUCCAGAUAGCGGAGGGCGAUGUUUGUCAUGGCUUUCCUAUCCCCAUAUACAUGGUCUUUCCAAGGCUGUUCACCUGCCCGACCCUGGAAACCACCAACUUCAAAGUCGAGUUUGAAGUGAAUGUUGUGAUUGUUCUUCACGAUGACCAUCUUAUUACAGAGAACUUCCCCCUUAAAUUGUGCAGAGUCUGAGAUUUGGUGGAAGAAUAAGGAAGUCUUCAGACAAUAUUAUGCAGCCAUGCAGGAAAAAGAACGUUGAGAAAAGCAGAUGAAACAUCUUUUGUAAAGUUUUAAGACGACCAGCUUGAGCGAAGGACGAUCAACCCUGCUAUGGAUAAUGCACAGAAAAUAAAACGCCCCAGAGCACUGCAGAAUCAUCUGGACCGAAGUAGCAGCCGGACCAUCACUUUGACUGUUUUUGGAGCCUUGCUGAUUGAAGAUAUUUACUUAGUAUUGCCAGAUGUGAAAGGUUAAUGCUGUACCCUUUAAAUGUAUGUACAUUGUGAGGCUAACAGUAUUAGCAGUGAAUAAACCUGACACGUCAGCACUCAUACUUGUUCUAACCCCCCAUUUACUAAUUGUGGAGAUACCGAAAGCUAGAUUGAUUGUUUAAAUAGCCAAUAUAAAAAUAACACUGCAAGACAUACUUCAUACUCUAGUUUUGAGAAGUCUGCUUUCCAUGAACACGCUGCUGCAUUGCUCUUGAGGCAUGGUAACUUGGGCUGGCUUUGCCAACCUCCAGAACCCCCACUGCUUUUGGGAUAUCACUAUCCUUGUUCAAACUGGCUUUGAGAAGGGAUUUGCAGAGGGAAAGUGUUAAUUAAGACUGCUGGCAGUUUUGAAGAGUUACAACACCUUUUUAUGAAUUAAUGAGCAACAUAAGAAAUUGCGCUAAAAACUGACUUAUUAAUUUGAAUUAAAUGCAAUUAACACCUUUAAUAGUAAACACCAAAACAACCUGCUAGUCAAAUCCUAAUCACAUUACCCAGUCAAGAGUGUUUUAAAGAAGCUGUAUGCAAAGUACUUUUUUUAAUAAUAAAAAAAAAGUAAAGACAGCAUGUUACAACUAAAAUAUGCAAUCUAAUACAACACAAUCCAAGGGUCUGUAUUGAAUCAUAGCAUUUUAAAAUAACUCAUUAUUAAUGAGGCUCUCGCACUUAAUGCUGAUAAGAUUUAAUUCCAUUUAUUGUUUUAAAACCAGGUUAUAACCCUUUACAAGCAAGGCUGGUAAAAUGGGGGCUGUGAUUUUCUGUAAUUGAUUUAUCUACACACUGGUUACUUCAGUAGACUUUCCCUUGUCUGCAUGGGACCUCCUGCCUAUUUAAAUUAGGUUAUCCUGCUGAAUACCAUCCCUCUUGCACCUAAACGUGGUUGCUGAUCAAGUCCACCCCACAUGGUGAUUGACUGGACAGGGACCGUUAUUAAAACAGUUCCUGCAAACAAGAGGCUUCAGUAAUCUUUCUUAUCCAGAAUCGCUGGAUCUGAAUCCAACUGUGUAGCUGUGGGAUGAACUUGAACAUGGCAUUGCUUCAGGCUGUCACUAGCAAGAGGCUGGCCAACCCAAUAAAAAUGAACAGAGAGUGUACAACAUUGCAAUAGAAAGCUGACACUGCAGCUGUAUUAAUAUUUUUUUUUACAAAACAUUUUUUUAAAGGUUAAUUUAUAAGUGAGGAGAAAGGCUGGCAUUUGUGUGUGUGGCUUUUCAAAGAGCUUCACUGUGUAGAGCUGGAGUGAGGAUACUGAGUCACGCAUCACUCCUCAAUACCACUCUGCAGGAAGCAGCUUGAGGAGUAUUACAAACAAUAAACAAAACAGCUAAACAAACAUAACAACAGACAAAGUGCAGUGUUCAUGCAAAAUUAGCUUUAAUGUGAUUAACAAAUAGAAAUAAGGUGAUAGGUAGAAAAAAAGAAAACCUCUAACUAACAAUAAAUGAUCCAGAAAUUAAGUGUUGCCCAAAGAAAAUGUAUGGAAAAAAAAUAAGAGGCUUUAUUCUGUUAAUCCCCCUUUAAUGAUGGGAACCAUCAUCACAAUCACAAUCUUCCCUUCACUCAAUUCAACCAUUUUACAUUAGAAGAAAUCAGUUGCACAUCAACAAAACCAAAGUAUUUUGCUAAAUGUAUAACAGUUGCAGUUAAUAGCCACUGCCUGCAAAAAUCACUUGAAUUUUAAGGCAAAGCUUCCUGCGUUUCAUACAGAAAUCAAUUCACAUCAUGAAGGUAAAAUGUUUCUCAAACAUGUGAAGGAUUUCUAACUAGCAAUGAUUGGAACUUUACAUUUAAAUUUGUGUUUGGGGGAUAAAACAACACUUGAUCACUGGAGGUUAAUAUAAAAUAGUUAUACCAGUCAUCCUGCACCAAAAGCAUUAAAAAUAAACAGACCAAAACUAAGGAAAAAAAAAAAUCAGAGUUUCCAGUAGGAUCCACCCAUCUGAUCACACCAGACUCUCCCAAUUGUGCGAUUAUUCACUUGUUAGCCAACAGGUAUCCAGUGUUGAACAGUAGAUCACAAAACCUGUCAGGUCCUGCUUGCAUCAUUACACAAAGCAGCAGGCCUGAAAACCUUUUUCUACUGAACCCUGAGCCCUAUUCACAAAAGCUUUUUAGUAAUAGUAAUAAUAGAAGUAUGAUUGAAGUUUUAUAUAGGCUGCUGUCUAGUGUUUUUGAACUU
Polyodon spathula (Mississippi paddlefish) is the source of this 3474-nucleotide messenger RNA. It is a transcript of the gene vps26c, whose product is annotated as VPS26 endosomal protein sorting factor C. The transcript is spliced from 8 exons. Lineage: Eukaryota; Metazoa; Chordata; Actinopteri; Acipenseriformes; Polyodontidae. The record is from RefSeq and is a predicted model, not a curated record. Gene Ontology annotation, cellular component: endosome. Gene Ontology annotation, biological process: intracellular protein transport. Bases 103 to 996 code for a protein of 297 amino acids.